GUCUUGUUCUACGUGAAGUUAAUAUUGUUAUGAGAAAAUACCAGCUAAAACAACAAAAUCAUGUCUGUUCAUUCACAGUACUGCAAAGGGAAUUUCACCACUGGGAAUCCUGAAUCAUAAACCUAUAAACGAUCUUCGUCUAGUUUCAGAAAUUGCAUAUACAAGAUAAAAUAGGCUCCACUGACAAGAUAGUCCAGGAUAUUCCAACAGCUUGUUUGAAGCAGCACAUAGGUGAUCAGCAUACCAUUCCUUGGAGAUAUUGAUCUGUACUCUGUGUAUCCAUUGGACAGGUUAACAACCUUGGGAGGUGGUUCCUGUGGUCAGGCCACGAUUGUUUGACAACUGAAACGUUCUAUAUUCAGUGGGAUAAAACACCGUAACUCCGAUUGAUCAGAGAUGUCUGCAAUUUAUGACAAUUGGGAAAGGCUUGUUCGAGCCACCCUUCGCAGGGAGGACCUCCUGCUCAGUGCUCAAAGGACUCCCAGCGAUAUUUCUACAGUAUCAGAAUCACCCUCUUUUAAUUUCUCUGACCCCUCUCACUCAGCUUCAUCUUUCAACAUCUCCAGCUCACUAGUUGGAGAUUCUUUUACCUACCAUCAAAAUCUCCAAGCCACUAACUACAUUAGUGGCUCCAAUCUCAUCAAGCACCGCAGCUCAAAUGUUGGCCUUAAGGGUGCACUAGUGAGUGCGGUAGCUCAAGAACUGGUGAAAGAAUUAGCUCUUGCAAACCAGGACCAAGGCCAAUAUGCCCUUCAAUUUCCAACUCGGUUCAGAAUUUUGGAGGAAGAGCUCAAGAUUAUGCAGGUUUUCAUUUCUGAAGCAAGCAAGCUCAAAGAGAAUCGAGAAACAGUCAGGACAGUCUUGCCUGUACUAAGGGAACUAAUUUAUGAAGCAGAUGAUUUGGUUCUCGAUUCCAAGAUUCGAGACGAUUACCGAAAAAUGAAGGGGGCUUCGGGCUUCUUUUUAUAUCUCUCUGAAAUAUAUUUUCGCUAUCAAACAGGAAAGAAGCUGACAGAAAUCAACACCCGAAUUAAACGUACGCGUGAUAACUUGAAGUCUUAUUACACCCCAAGUCAGCGUCCAAGUAGUCAAAAUGGCAAUGACACAGUGAGGCGUUGGACUGCGCCGGUUAUCAACCAAUCUGAAGUCGUCGGCCUAAAAGAAGAUGCGGCGAAAGUAAGGGGCUGGAUUCUUGGUCAGAAUGAACCGCUGCUGCAUCUUGCAAUUGUGGGGCUGGGGGGUUUGGGUAAAACCACCCUUGCAAAAAUGAUCUACAGAGAUGUGAACCUCAAGAGACGCUUCCAGGAGAAAAUUUGGGUUUCAUUUUCUCAACCUGUCAAAGAGGACGAAAUCAUGAAAAGCAUGUUGAAGCAACUCAAUGCAGAUGGCAGCGGAUCCCCUAAAGGCGACAUGCUGAGUACAAUUCAUGGAUUGCUUUCAGACAAAGCAUACCUGAUUGUCCUGGAUGAUGUUUGGAGCACUGAUGAUGGUUGGUGGGAACGGAUCUCUGGUGGGCUACCCGUGAAAGAGGGCCACAACAGCUGCAUUAUCAUCACAUCAAGAAUAAAGACGGUUGUCAAGAAUAUGGGAGUUCAGGAUGCACAAAUUCAUCAACCCAGAUAUCUUAAUGAUGAAGAGAGCUGGAAAUUGUUUUGCAAAGUUGCACGCGUGUCUGAAGUUGAUGAACAAAACACCAAGUUAGUUGAAGAAGGAAAAGAAAUUGUUAAAAAAUGUGGGGGCCUUCCCCUAGCAAUCAAGACCGUCGGUGGUUUACUCUCAUCAGAGGAGAGGUCUUCCAUUAAGUGGAGGAGGAUCCGCGAGACCUUUCAUGAAAAGUUAACGAGUAUGGGAGAUAAUUGUUCGGAGGGUAAUGGGCAUGUGAUUGCCUCUCUGCAGCUAAGCUAUGAUGAGCUCCCUGCUUUCUUGAAGCCAUGCAUAUUGUGCUUCUUAAUUUAUCCUGAGAAUUAUGAAGUGGAUGCUGACCAACUGAUUCGCUUGUGGGUAGGAGAAGGAUUUGUCAGUGGCAAUAGCACAGAAACUGUGACAGAAUCAGCUCUCAAGUGUUUGUCAGAGCUUAUCAGUCGGUGCCUGGUUGAAGUAGCUCAGCGAAGAAAUUAUGAUGGAAGCGUCUAUACCUGCAAGGUGCAUGAUAUGGUUCGAGAUUUGACAAUUAAAAUAGCAAGAGAAGAAGAUUUCUGCAGCUUCGAUGCAAAUAGAAAUCAUAUUGCUGAUGUAGGCUCCCGUCGACUUGGAGUCACCCAAGAGACGAAGUUAUCUGCCCUUCGAGGAAACUCAAAGCUCAGGGCAUUACUUCUAACCACAACCCAUUAUAUCGGUUUCAAUAGGAAAACAGAGUUGGCAAAAAUCAAGUCUCUCAGGGUAUUGGACCUCUCACAUGCCAGACUAGACUACGUUUUUGUGAAGGAUCUUUGGGACUGGAUCACUUCCCUUAAACGCCUAGUUUGUUUGAGCCUCAGAGAUGUUGCACAAUUGCUUGAAGUCCCAAACUCAAUCGGCAAAUUAUUGGGCCUCCAAGUGCUGAUUCUGGGAGAAUGUAAGGAUCUCAAAAAGCUUCCCACAUCAAUCAUUAACCUUCCAAGAUUAAUUAUCUUGGAUGUUGGUAAUUGCCCAAGUCUUCGGUGUCUACCACAAGGGUUUUCGAAACUUUCCAAACUCCAGGAGCUGUAUGGAUUUAAGAUAGCUGGUACUGGGAAAGCUUCUGGUUCCCACCUUGCAGAGCUGAAGGCUGUGACUGAACUUCGUGUCCUGCAGAUAGACAUAACUGAAGACAGCACUAUUGAGGAUCAGGAAUUGGAUGCGUUGGAAGUGCUGGCGAAACUAAAGCUUUUGUCCAUUAAUGCAGGUGAUUGCAAAGAUAAGAACAUUUUAAGCAAGUUGAAUAAAUUGUCACCCCCUUCUUCCAUUGAGGAACUGUAUCUGAAGCAUUAUCUUGGAGAAACUACGCCAGCAUGGAUUAAUCCCAGGUCACUUCAACAACUGCAGUAUCUUUCUGUGGAGAACUCAGGAAUAGAAAAGAUGAACCAAGAAUUUUGGGGAGAUGAAGAAUAUAAAUGGGAUGUCAAAGGGUUGUGUUUAAAGUUCUGCCAAAGACUUGAGGUGUCAUGGGAAGAAUUGCAAUCAGUAAUGCCUGAGAUCAGACACCUGGAGGUCUGCCAAUGCAACUUGCUGGUUUCAUUUCCUUGUUAAGUCUGUGGGGAGCUAUGCAGGGACUAAAAGAAAAAAAGUUUUGCUUCGGAAGAUGUUUUCACUUUUCAGUCAAGAAGAUUGAAAGCAGCUAGAUGACAUGGUCCGAUCUUGGGAAAGCAUUUUCAAAGUUUGAAGUGAUCUGUAUCCCAGUUCUUGGACAAUAUGUUGUGGCAUUUGUUAGUGAUUUGAAGUGUAUUUGUAUUUGCUGAACUUUACUGAUUUACUAAUUGUUACUUUUUUCUCUUCCAUGUUGAUCAUGUAAGCCUAAGUUGGAGUUGGUGCUUUCAAAUUA
This is a messenger RNA of Coffea eugenioides, 3499 nucleotides long. RefSeq names its product disease resistance RPP13-like protein 4. The coding region runs from base 397 to 3207 and encodes 936 amino acids. Gene Ontology annotation, molecular function: ADP binding. Gene Ontology annotation, biological process: defense response to other organism. The transcript has 3 exons. NCBI's taxonomy places the organism in Eukaryota, Viridiplantae, Streptophyta, Magnoliopsida, Gentianales, Rubiaceae. The record is from RefSeq and is a predicted model, not a curated record.